GAGCAGACCAAUCACAGAGCUCGAUGGGACGUUAUCUAGCCGCUAUUCAGGCCUUUAUAAACUUUGUGUACCUCGGCUGUAGGGGCACAAUUUUCGGCUUCUCAAUCUUCAACAACACAUUAUUUACAUAGGAAACCACAACAAUGCUGCUUCUAGCUUUGCUAGCUGUCUGCCUGAGUGCAGUCCUGUCCGCCCCCAGUCUGGACCCACAGCUGGAUGAACACUGGAACCUGUGGAAGAGCUGGCACACUAAAAACUACCAUGAGAAAGAGGAGGGCUGGAGGCGAAUGGUGUGGGAGAAGAACCUGAAGAAGAUUGAGCUGCACAACCUGGAGCACUCCAUGGGCAAACACUCCUACCGGCUGGGCAUGAACCACUUUGGGGACAUGACUCACGAGGAGUUCAGGCAGAUUAUGAAUGGCUACAAACACAAAGCAGAGAGAAAGGUUAAGGGAUCUCUGUUCAUGGAGCCCAACUUCCUGGUGGCCCCUAGUACUGUGGACUGGAGGGAAAAGGGCUACGUCACUCCCGUUAAAGACCAGGGUCAGUGCGGCUCCUGCUGGGCUUUCAGCACCACCGGGGCUCUGGAGGGCCAGGUGUUCAGGAAUACCGGCAAACUGGUGUCACUGAGCGAGCAGAACCUUGUGGACUGCUCCAGAGCCGAAGGCAACGAGGGCUGCAACGGCGGUCUGAUGGACCAGGCCUUCCAGUACGUCAAGGACAACCAGGGUCUGGACUCUGAGGAUUUUUAUCCCUACCAGGGAACAGAUGACCAGCCGUGUCAGUACGACCCCAAGUACAGCGCUGCCAACGACACUGGAUUUGUUGACAUUCCCAGCGGCAAGGAGCGCGCUCUGAUGAAAGCAGUGGCUUCCGUGGGACCCGUUUCCGUUGCUAUUGAUGCUGGUCAUGAGUCCUUCCAGUUCUACCAGUCAGGAAUCUACUAUGAGAAGGACUGCAGCAGCGAGGAGCUGGACCACGGUGUGCUGGCGGUGGGUUACGGCUUUGAGGGAGAAGACGUGGAUGGCAAGAAAUACUGGAUUGUGAAGAACAGCUGGAGUGAAAGCUGGGGUGACAAAGGCUACAUCUACAUGGCCAAAGACAGAAAGAACCACUGUGGAAUUGCAACAGCAGCCAGUUAUCCUCUGGUUUGAAAACAGCCUCACGUUGUAGCACCAUAGUGUUUUUUCUUUUUUUUUAAGUCCAGUAGUCUGUCUGGUAAGGAAAGACGAGGCUUCAGUGAGAGAUCCAUUGACAGGAGAUUCUGUAAUGUUUCGUGAGGAGAGACACUCGUUUUUAGGGAAAUUUUGGUUGAUUUUGGUUUUUACGACACUUUACUUUGUCUUAUGAAAUUGUAGCAGAGUGUUUUAUUCUUUGUAAAUAUGUGUAUGCUACUCUGUAAGUGAUUCAUAAACACUUGCUUUGGUCAUUGUAAAUGAUUUUUAUUUUCUACUUUUACUGUGAUCAAUAAAAAUGGUAAAACACUA
Melanotaenia boesemani (Boeseman's rainbowfish) is the source of this 1487-nucleotide messenger RNA. RefSeq names its product cathepsin La (gene ctsla). Gene Ontology annotation, molecular function: cysteine-type endopeptidase activity. Gene Ontology annotation, cellular component: lysosome. The transcript is spliced from 8 exons. Gene Ontology annotation, biological process: immune response. NCBI's taxonomy places the organism in Eukaryota, Metazoa, Chordata, Actinopteri, Atheriniformes, Melanotaeniidae. Bases 144 to 1154 code for a protein of 336 amino acids. The record is from RefSeq and is a predicted model, not a curated record.